UGUUCCUUUCUUCUCUAGCAGAAGUCUCAGAUGUAAACAAAUGCUUGACUGUUAAACAGAGUUCAAAACCAUUUGACGCAGAAGAGUAGCUAUCUAAGGUUUACAGUGAUCAUAUGUGUCUGUUGUCUGAAUAAUUUUUCUAGUCAAAACUCGAAAUUUUAUAUUUAAUAUGAAAGCGUCGUUUUAAUUUUGUGUUAGUUUCGUUGUUUGUGAAGUGGACAAUGUUGACUGACAAUAUGGAAGAAUUCUCUGCUUAUUGGACUAGUCCCAAAGUUGUGCUCAAAUGUGUUGGUCCAAAACUUGUGCCAUUUUUCAAAACUGUUGCAAUUUUCUUUGUCCUGGCCACACCAUCUCCAUGUUGGUUUGCCUGCCUCAUCAAAUCACUGCCAGUACUAUGUUUGUGUGGAUUUGUCUUGUAUCAUGGCAUGAGUCUUGGUGAGAAACAUGCUUAUGCUCGAAGAAUUCUGCUUGGAUUGCUGUUCUCUUGCAUUGGAGAUAUCUUACUCAUUUGGCCUUGUUGCUUUAUGUGGGGAAUGUUAUCCUUUGGGAUUGCUCAUUUAUUGUAUAUAUCAGCUUUUGGUAUGAAACCAUUGAACCCUAUUGCAGGAAUGGUGUGUGCUGUGGCAGGUGCAUUGGGCUAUCUUGUUUUACUUGGAGGAUGUGAAGGACCCUAUAUUGUUUUGAUUCCCAUAUACAUAUUUUUGCUGAUGUUUAUGGUUUGGCGAGCUGUUGCACGUGUACAACUUUUUGAAGAUCUAUGGACUUGGACUAAACUGUGUUCUUGUGGCGGUGGUAUCCUCUUUGCUAUUUCUGAUUUUAUUUUAGGUCUGAAUAUGUUUCGUGCACCAGUGCCAUAUUCUCAAAUGCUUGUUAUGGUUACUUAUUAUGCUGCGCAAUUAGGUAUUGCACUGUCUGUCGUUGACAGUACAUCUAUAGCCAUUAUCAGUGCUGCUCACAGCACCGAUAACAACCACUGCUGCCAACAUCUAAGCAACUCAUCUCCCGAGAAAAAGAAUGUUGCUCCCAAACCCAAAAAUGAACACUUGAACUUGCGUCCAUCUCACAAGAGAGUGAAAAAUUUUGACUAAGAUUGUUGCUACCUAUAAGAUGAUUUCUGUUUGUUUUUGUAUAUUGGUAUGAUCUUGAGUUCUAUGGUGAAAGUUAUGUAUUGAAGUUAAUUUUAUUUAUUAACAUUAUUGAAUAGAUCAGACAUGAUUUUAAGUUACUGCAUUUUAUAUAAUGCAAUGAGUUUUGAACAAAGAUUUGGAUUCCUUUAAGAAUGAGUGAAGGCUUUUUUUAAAUAAUGUUAACUGUAUUAGUUGUGCAUGCAUGUUAUAUUGUCUAGUUUCAGUGGAGAAUGAUUUUAUAUCUCUCUUGGACCUUUCUAUGGUUAUCUUCUUCCAAUAAUCACUUUGUUAAAAUGCACUGUAUUGAUUUUGAAACUGUUAAUUUAUGAAACUUGAUUUAAUACUUCAGAAUAUUGUAUGUCCUAAAAAGAACAUAGAAUAUGAAUGUGUGUUUAUUAAAAUCUUUUUGACUUAAAUGAACUAGUUAAUGGCAAGUUCACUCAUAAGAUAGUUGUUGCAGUCAUAAUUUUGUAAAAGAUUUUCGUUAGUUAUUGUAGAAUCUGUUAGUGUUUGAAUUUUGACUCUAUUCAUAGAUGUAAGUAGUUCAUCUUGUCUUUCAUAAUUAUUUUAAAUUGUGUAUAUAAACAUAUCAAAAAGUUCUGUUCGAAAAUUGAAAUUUGAUAAACUGUAAAUCAAAUUUCUUUUAUUUCAUGCUCUGUACAUAUUCAGUGUUUUAAAUCAGCAUUUAAAUCUUUGAUAAAUGCCAUUAUGGCAUUUGAAUGAUUAUCAUAUAUUUAAGUAUUAUUUUUGUACCAAAAUAAAAGGCAGGCCUUUAAAAAUACCUAAGCUUUCUGGUUGUAUAAGUUGUAUUUGUGAAGUCUCUUAUAAUGCAUUUGCAAAUUUGAUAAAUAUUAAUUUUUAAAACUCAAUCAGUUUUCAUUUUAUGAAAAUUUUGUAAUAAAUUAUGAAAAUACUGAUAACUGAAACAAAUGUUAGAUUUAUAUUCCUAGCUGAAUAUAUAUUUCUGAGUUCUUUUUUCAUAUUCUGAAAAUGAAAAUGUUCAAUUUGAAAAAUAAUCUAGUCUUUCAUUUCAAUAAAGCAAAUGAAUGAACAAUUUGAAAGAUGCAGUUUUCAUGAAAUAAAACUCUCAAACUCAGCUUCAAAUGAAUUGAAUGAGUGGGAUUUUUUUUUAAUUACUCAAUCUGAUACUGAUUAAGCAUAAUUUUUAUUUAUAUAUUUCUCACAAAUUUAUCUUCUUAGUAUGUUAAAACAAAAAGGAAAUAUCUAUAAUUUUAUGAAAACUGCUCUGCACAGGAAAAGCACAAAACAGAAUUAUAUGAUAAAAUGAAGUUAACUAACCUUAGGGAAAAAAUACUUAUCAUUAAAAUCUUUCUCAGAUUACUUCUUUAUUUGAAUUAAAGAAAAAUGUGAUUUACACCUUAGAAAUGAAAUAUUAAAGUUUUUUUUUAAUCUUUUGAAUGCUAAAGAUAUAUUUGUAUAUUUUGUCAUAGACCUUACUAUUUACAAAAUACACAUAUUUCUAUUAUUCACUAAUAUAUAAGAUGCAUUAAUGCAACAUAUGCAAUUACAAUAUUUUCUCUAUUUCAGUUUUAAUAGUACAAAUACUGAAAUUGCAUCAUAGCUAUUGUACAAACUUAAUUAUACACAGAAUGCACAGGUGUUUUAAUUUGAAUUCAUUUAUUGCUUUUUAAUUAUAAAUCGAGUUUAAGGUUCCAAAAAAAUUGUGCACCAAAUGAUAAAAGAUAUUCAUAAUUUUUCAAAUAAUAAGAUCUGAUUAUAUUGAUAUGAAGAAGCUCUUCAACAGAGAAAAAGAAUUAAUCUCCACUUUCACAUUUUUUAUUCAGAAAUUGAAAUAAAAAAAAAAUAACAUUUUGAAAGCAUUUUCAAUGUUCCUGUGUCAGUUUUCUUAUCAGUUGAUCCAAAUAUAACUAUUAUAAAUUUAAACCCAAAAGCAUACUCUUUCAAUACAAAAAUUUAAGUUAUAAAAUAGCUAUGCAUUUGUGAAUAUGUAGUAUAGUCAAAAGGUUAAAAUAAUUUUGUGUAAUUUUCUUCCACACUUUUAGUAAGUCUAAUUAUUUCUUCAUUGCCACCAGCCAAAUGAAUAUUUUCAUCAUCAUCAUAUAAUUCAUUUAUUAUCGUCAUUGUUAUAAAAAAAUAUUUAUCUUACUUCUGGCACUAGGCACAAUUCUAAGAAUAGGAGAUUCUAUAGUCAUCUAAUUAAAUCAGUGUGAAAUCAAGAAAUCAUAGUUUAAAUAUAUUUUUAAUGACAAGUUUAAUAAAGUAUUUAAACUGGUGGUUGUUAGGUUUUAGGGGCUUUGCUGUUAUUCAAAUAUUUUUUUUUUCAUAAAGUAUUAUAUAAAAGAUGAAAAUAUAAUUUUAUCAUGAAUUUAAUUUAAAUUACAUUAAAUUCAAAUAAUUUUUUUAAUGGGAAACCAAAUUUUGUCAAUCAUCUUUACAUUUAGUUUUUGAAGUCUCUUGAUGUUAACAACUUUUAUGAAUGUGAAUUAGUCUUGUGAACUAAAAUUUCCUUUUUUCUAGAAUGAUCUGUGAUAGAAGUCUUGUCCUUGUUUUAUAGCAAUAAUCAUCCUAGAGAUUGAUUUAAUACAGUUAGUUAGGGAUUUUUUUUUCUUUCUAAAAUGAAGGAAAAGAAAACUUUUUAAAAAAUCUCUGUGAUAAAAACAAAUUAUAUCAUAUUUGUUUUACUAUUGUUGAAAAACUGAGAGAAAAGAACCUACUCAUUCAGAAGAAGCAUAUAUAUUUGAAUAAUAUCUUUGUUCAAAAAGAACAAUAAUUAAUUUUAUUGAUAAAUUCUCAUUAAUUUUUGACAAUAUGUUGUACAAGUAAUGAUUAAUAUUAGGUGUUAAAAAUGUGUAUGAUUAGAAAAUAUUUACUCAUUAAAUUUCAUGUAGAAUAUUUGAAGAUAUAAAGGAAAUCUUUUGUAUAAAAUCCGAGGAAUCAAGCAUCAUUUUUUUUUUUUAAUUCUCUUAGAUGUCUAAAUAGUGUUAGGUUCAAAAUAUUUUAAAUAAUAUUUUUGAAAUAGUUUUAAAAAGAUAGAUAAAAAAAAACUUCUCAUUUAAAAUAUUUGGAUUUUUACAGAUGCAUUCAAUUAUCUAAAACAGCUUUAUGAUAGGAGAUUAAAGGUUGAUAUUAAAUAUGAAUAAUGAUUUAAUUUCACUGAAUAUUGAAAAAAAAUUCAAUUUUUUUAUACAUGAUUGAAUAACUAAUUAUUAUUUUAUUGAAAAUUGUUACAUUUGCUAAAACUUGGGAAUGUUUUUCUGAGAGCAAAAUAUUUUAAACAUAGAGAGUAUUUGAUGUGAAGUAGCGAGUUCUUGGGAUUUUAAGUGUUUUGUAUGUUUAUUUUUAAAUAAGUUACUUUUGUGUUUUUACAUUUAGGUCACACCUAUUUUUAUCAUUUAGUUUACUGAUUUUUUUUUAUUAUAUUUGUAACCGGUGAGAUUUAUUUUUAUGAAUAUUUAUUUAGUCAUUUGUGUUAUUUAUUCAUGUUUGGAUUUUGUAGUAUUGUGUCUCAUUUAGUUAAUUUUAUAAACUGUUUUAAAAAUGAUGCAAAUGGGUAAGGUGAUGCUAUUAGUGGACAUAAAUUUUUGUUAUUUUCUUGUAUAAAUGAAUAAUAUAUUUAAUAAUUCUUUUUCUGUAUUUAUUUUGAGGGAUAAGGUAAAUAGACUUUCUUAUCAAUGGAGUGUUUAUUAAUGAAGAUUAAAUGUGAUGAAAGGAAGUCUUAUUAAUUAUUGUUGAUGAAGAAGGUUUUUGAAAAUAAAAUGGUGGUAUUUUUUUAUUUAUUAUUCUUUUAUUACAUUGUCAUUUAAGGAUUUGAUUUACUUAUGCAUAUAUUUUGAUCAAUAUCCUUGCUUUACAGUUAUUUCUUUUUCAUUUUUUACUCUAAAUUUUAAAUUUUCUGAUUUGGAAAUUGAAGAUGAUUUUUCUAAAAAAUAUAUAUGCUUGCCAGUAGCUUUGUUAUGAAAAAUAGGUAUUUUUUAAAAACAAAAACGAUUUAAUGGCUGUUAUUUAAUUUUCACUUGCUGUUAAAAAUCUGCAUCAAAAAUUUGGAAUGUAUCUGUUAUCUGAAUAUAUAUAUAUAAAAUCAUUAGGUAUUAUUAUUGUGCGAAAAGCAGUUUUUAUAUUAAUUUUUUUAUUGAUUAGUUAAAAAGUAAAGAAAAGGACAAAAUCUGCAUAUGUUAUUUUAAAAAGUAUUUCAACUCUACAAAAUUGCUUCCUUGAAUCAUUGAUUCUUCAAAUUGAAAUUUAAUAUUGUUAAAAUGUUAAUUUCUUUAAUAGAUGAUGUUUCAUUAUCUAAUCUAUGAAAUAAACUAAUAUGAACGAUACAAAAACAAGCAUUUGCAUAUUUUGUUAUAUUUUUUGCCUAAAUUUUAUUUAUUGUUGAUAUUAUUAAAUGUAUCUGAUAUCUAUAUCAUGAUAUAAACCUUCUAAGUAAUUAUAUGUUUACAUAUCAAUUUGUUUAAAUGCUGUCUGAAAUAAUUUAUUAGACAUUUAAAAUAUUUUAUUGAAUUUUGGCAAUUUUAAUGUUUAAUGAUAUUUAAUUCUGCUUAUGAAAGCAAGUUAUAGAUGUAUAAAAUUUUGAAGUAAGUUUACCAGGUCUUCUGUUCACUUAAAGCAUAAAGAAGUCUUUCACAGAAUCUGAAAGAAAACAUAUUUAGAAAAUCAUCUUGGAGUAGUGUAGGAAAUUUUUUUUACAAAUUUUUUAUUUAAAUAUAUUAAUUAGAAGAUUUUUUAAUCCUUUCUAAAAGCAGUAAUUUAGAUAGCAAAUAUAAAUGUCAACUAUAGUUAGAUUUUAAAUCGUCUAACAAUUUAUGGAUAAUUAGAAAAACUAGUUAGCUUUAAAGUAAGAAAGAUAACAAUUAAUUUCUGGUAAUCAAUAAAAUUAUUAUUUUUCUUCAUUAUCAUAGCAUUAAAAAGUUUUCAACUGAUAAACUGAGAGAUAAAGAUAGUUUGUUAAUGCUCAAUACCAGUUUGAAAUGUUUAAAAAAAUAAUAGUAGAAGAUAUUUUAUUAAUUAUCUAAUAUGUUUAAUAUUUUAAAUUUCUAGUUUUUUUCCACUAAUUCUUUUAUAAUUGUAGAUUUUGACUGAUCUUAAUAUGUAGCAAAAAUUUUAGCAAAGUAAAAAAUAUUCAACAUAUCUAUCUAAGGAAUGUAUUUCUUAUUUUAUUUUUGAAAGAUUGCUGUUCAGAAGAAUGCAAUUUAUUAAUUAGAAACACUUGAUAAAUAAUGCAAUUAAAUUUUAAUCAAAAUUAUCUGGGAUCAUUUUCACAAGAAUAAUGAUGUUUUUAGUUCUAAGUACAGCCGAUGCAAAUUUUUAAGGAUAAAUGUGUAUCAUUAUAAUAGAUAUUUUUAACAGUAAAUAUUUUUAAUGCAUAUUGCUACAGACAGUAUGGCUGAGGCUAAUGCAUUUUGCUACAGUUCAACUUCUAAACUUUUAGUGAAAUAAUUAACAUCGGCGUUUUUAUCCUCUGGAGAAAUUUUCUUCUUCAAAUGAACAAAAAGUAGAGCUUUUGGUAAAUAACUAUUUUUGAUAAGAACUGUUAAAAAAAUGAAAUGAAGAGCUGUAUUCCAAAGCAUGUGUCAAAAAAAAAAAAAAAAGUUACUAUGAACAGUUUAAUAUUGGGUUAUUUGGGUAGGAAGAAUGAUAGAAAAAAAUACAUCUUUCAUAAUUUUUUUUGUUUAUAUUUCACAUAAUCAGAGAUAAUGCAACAGAAAUCAGAAUUUACAUUUCUAUAAGUUUUAAUCUAACUUGUCAUAACUUCAUAAAUUUGUUCCAUAUAUGCAAUCCUAAAAUUAGGGAUGCAUAUUUUAAUAAAUACUUUAUUACAGUAUGUUCUAUACAUAAUUUUAUUAUUAAUUAUUGCAUAAGUUAAAUUAAAUUUAUUAUUUAACUGAUAUUUUGCUAAACAAUUUAUUAAAAAUAACAUACCAGUUUGGCAAGAAGGAAGCUGAAUAAUUUUAUCAUAUUAUUUCAAUAGAUUAUUUGCCAAUUAUUUGAAUUCAGAAUAAAAAUAUUUAUCUUGAUUUAUGUAAAGAACCUAUUGUCAUAUCUUAUUGUAUAGUAAUUUAUUUAAAAUUAUAAACAAAAUUGAGAUAUAAAUAUAAGCAACAUAUUACUCAGUCGAGUAAAUUACAUUAAUUUACAUAUUUACAUUAAUUUUUAUUUUAAAUUAAUUUUGUGAUUUUGAAAAAUUUCUUACUUUAAUGUUAAAAAUAUUUGAGACUCACUAGUUUUUUAAUAGUGAAAUUUUUAAUCUUAUCAUCUAUUGUAUGAAAUUAUCUCUUGUGUCUUUUGUAAUUUCUAUUUCACAUUUACAUUUCUAUGUGUUGAUAUGUACUCAUUGGAAAAUAUUAUGUAUUAGAAACUAUUAAAAUGAUUGUACAAAUUACAUAUGUAUGUAUAUAUAUAUAUGGAUGUGGUAAAGCAUUAUUUUGUUGUUCUACGUUUUUGUGUAUUUCGAUGUAUUCUAGUCUUUGUUGGUACAUAUACACUGGACAUAUACUUGUAGAUUAAAAUUUCGUUGGAAUGUUGA
This is a messenger RNA of Argiope bruennichi, 7635 nucleotides long. RefSeq names its product lysoplasmalogenase-like protein TMEM86A. The record is from RefSeq and is a predicted model, not a curated record. Gene Ontology annotation, cellular component: membrane. Lineage: Eukaryota; Metazoa; Arthropoda; Arachnida; Araneae; Araneidae. The transcript has 3 exons. Bases 222 to 1088 code for a protein of 288 amino acids.